UGCAACCGUAACGGGUAGUACUAAGAGACAGCAACAUUUUAAGAAAUGUCAAUCCCAGUACCGAUUGCACAAUGUUCUACACAAAGUGUUGGAACAAUGAACUUCCAAGUAUCAACUUUAAUACAGACAAUACUAGCAGCUCAGUGCUUAGUAUUGCCUGCAGAAAUCUGGCCACCAGAUCAUGCUGAAUACGCAUUGUUGAAUGGCUUCGAUGAUUAUGAUUUUAUUGUAAUCGGCGCCGGAUCAGCGGGCUCAGUACUUUCUAGUCGGUUAACAGAGAAUCCUGAUUAUAAAGUGUUAGUGUUGGAAGCUGGCGAUAAUCCACCCCAGGAAACAGAGGCUCCACCUUAUAUGUUAACCGCUGCGAAAACACAAUAUACUUAUAAUUAUAUAACCGAACCAAACAGAGAUGCUUGCUGGGCAUUUGAAAACAGAAAGUGUACUUUUUAUCGUGGUAAAAUGCUUGGGGGCACUGGCUCCACAGAUGCCAUGCUUUAUGUACGUGGUAACCAGCAGGAUUUCGAUAGUUGGUUAGCGGAUGGUAAUAUUGGCUGGGGUUGGAAUGAUGUAUUACCUUAUUUCGAAAAGUCUGUACGUCCGGUUGGAAAUGAAACACAUCCAGAAGGAUAUGUUACACUAUCUCAAUUUGAACCUUUUGAUGACGAUAUAAGACAAAUUCUUCAAGGUGCAGUUACUGAACUCGGUUUGCCAUUAUUUAGAGAAUUUAAUGAAAACAGCGAAGUUGGUUACACAGACUUGUAUGGUACAAUAGAAAACGGGCAUCGAAUGGGCAGUGGUAAGGGUCAUUUAAGCAGAGUUGGGAAACGUGACAAUCUACAUGUUAUGAAAAAUACAAAAGUAACUAAAUUGAAUUUUGACAAUAGCGGCAGGACAGUGGAAUCAGUAUCUGUGCUAAUAAAUGGAAAACAGAAGAAGACUGUGAGCGCGAAAGUAGAAUAUAUUCUUUCUGCUGGCGCCUUUGAGUCACCAAAACUUUUGUUAAAAUCUGGAGUGGGUCCUAAAUUAGAUCUAGAAGAACUAAGCAUACCAGUCAUACAUGAUUUACCUGUAGGUGAAAAUCUACAAGACCAUGUUUCUAUUCCUAUUUUUUUCCAAAUACAGAAAUAUACUGCCACACCCAAAUCGGAAAAAGAACAGUUGGAUAGUAUUUAUAACUAUGUAAUUCAUUCAAAAGGGCCAUUAGGCAGUCCUGGCUUAACAUCGUUCACAGGUUUCAUUAAUACUGAUAAUAAUAAUCCUAGUCCAUUUCCCACUAAUAAUAUUCAUCACGUAAUAUUCAGGCGCCAUGAUUAUAAUCGUUUAAAUGGUUUUCUCAAAGGGAUGUCUUUUGGAGAAGUGGCCUCUGCGCAUUUGCUAAAAGCGCUCAAAACUUCACAUAUAAUGAUGGCACUUAUUGUACUUUCACAUCCAAAAUCGUUGGGCCAGGUGAAAUUACGUAGUGCAAAGCAUGAAGAUGAUCCACAAAUAAUUACACAUUUUUUAGAGGACGAAGAUGAUAUAAAACCAAUUUUACAAGGUAUUGAACAUCACAUUAGUAUGGAACAAACAACUGCUUUUAUUGAUAAUGAUGUGCGUAUUAUGCAUAUUCCAAUAGAGGAAUGCGAUAAGUCUAGAUUUAAGACAGAUUGGUAUUGGCGUUGUUAUAUAAAAUAUUUCAGUACCACAAUUAACGAUUCUUCAGGUACAGUGAAAAUGGGUGACGAGAACGAUUUAACUGCUUGUGUUGACCCACGUUUACGAUUACUUGGAGUUAAAAACUUGCGAGUUGCGGAUGCUUCCAUAAUGCCUAAGAUCACUAGUGCAAAUACAAAUGCAGCCACUAUAAUGAUUGCGGAACGUGCUGCAGAUUUUAUUUUAGAGGAUAGAUGCAAGAUGUGUACAAUUGCAUUUUAAAUAAUUAUUGCAGUUUAAGAGAUAAAUAUAUAUAUAUAUAUAGUGCUAUA
Molecule: messenger RNA, 1964 nt
Organism: Teleopsis dalmanni
Lineage: Eukaryota; Metazoa; Arthropoda; Insecta; Diptera; Diopsidae
Product: glucose dehydrogenase [FAD, quinone]-like
Exons: 2
Coding region: 46-1914 (622 amino acids)
Molecular function (GO): ecdysone oxidase activity; flavin adenine dinucleotide binding
Source: RefSeq, a predicted model, not a curated record